AAUUCGAUGAGAAAAUUGUUUUGACCGAUUCAGAGGUCACGCACACACAAAUUGAAUGCAGUAAUCCAAUUGCAUAAAUACUUUUGGAAUACCAAACAUUUGUAUCUGAUUGUUACUUAGUUGUCAAUAGCAGCUUAGAAUUUUCGUUUUAAUCGGAAAUGGGAAGGCGCCCGGUUAGAAACAGGGAGGAGUCAGCGUUGACGAGAGGAGUAACUUCUGCGUUUUCGUUCGUUAAAUUUGCAGAGUUCGAGAUUCUGUUCCUUCUUUUCUUCAUUAUCGCUUUCAUCGUCUUCAAAGAUCUCACGUCAAGGCCUGAAUAUAAUCAGAUCCUCGUCAAAAAGCCGGGCGGAAUUGAUUUGUGGCCGUACUAGCUGCAGUCAGCUGCUUGAUAUAUAUAUGGGUUGGAUUGAUAUUU
Messenger RNA from Pistacia vera, 415 nucleotides. RefSeq lists its product as uncharacterized. The transcript has 2 exons. Lineage: Eukaryota; Viridiplantae; Streptophyta; Magnoliopsida; Sapindales; Anacardiaceae. The record is from RefSeq and is a predicted model, not a curated record. Bases 159 to 371 code for a protein of 70 amino acids.